GUGCCGUUCUGCUGGGGCCUGACAGCGACAUGCGCAGCACACUGACAGGCCCCACGGCCGCGCCCAAUAGCCUAGAAUCCAUUCCGGUGCGCGCCUUAGUUGCAUUAGGUCACUCACUCCCGUCACAGCCUGCCUACCUUCCACUUUCACUGCGCAAACGGAUCGCCCGUGUUGCUCUGGUUCUUCUUUGAACUUCCACUCUCUUUCUCUGUCACACAUCUUUUCCGAAUCAACCAUCGCCAGACAAAAGUACUAAGAAACAAUGGCGGUUGCUCAGGUGCCCCGCAACUUCAAGCUUCUCGCCGAGCUCGAGAAGGGCGAGAAGGGAAUGGGCGCAGGUGCCUGCUCCUACGGCCUCGAAGACCCCGAGGACAUCCUCAUGACCCACUGGACUGGUACCAUCUGGGGCCCCCCGCACGGCAACCACGAGAACCGCAUCUACGAACUCAAGAUGGAGUGCGGCGCCAACUACCCCAAAGAGCCUCCCGUCAUCCACUUUGUGAGCCAGAUCAACCUUCCCGGUGUCAGCCAAACCGACGGCCGCGUCGACCCCAACUACGUCGGCAUCCUGCGCGACUGGACUCGCAUCUCCGCCGAGCUAUCGAGAAACCCCCGCCCGAAAGAGGAUCCCUUGAGCCUCGAGGCUGCUCUUAUCGCCAUCAGAAAGUACAUGGAAGAGCACAAGAAGCUCCCGCAGCCUCCCGAGGGCUCCAAGUACCCCAUGUACAAGUAAACAUCUACCGGUACCGGAUAGAAGCAACAGGUUCUUAAUACAUUUUGGCGGAUGUUCAUAUCAUGUUCUGGUGUUUGGGGUUUUGUUAUGGGAGCUAGGGAAGCAUUGUACAAUUCGUAUGCAAACCAAAGUUAUGACGCUUUACCACAGCGGUGACCAUCGUCUCGACGACCAUGCGAAUCGUUUAACGAGGCCGUAACAUGCUGAAUGUGUCUUGGCGGUUUCCACGUACAUACAAUGGCGCUACAACAGUUGGCAAAUAGGUACAGCCCACAGACUUUGGAAGCGUAGAGAACCAUCAUGAUACACUUCCCAACAUCGCUAAAGCAGACGAGCAGGAUGAGAACUUUCUUUGUUCUUUCCAGUAAGAAAAUACGCAGCGCAACUUUACAAGUAGUGUUGGUACAUGUCAUGAG
Messenger RNA from Neurospora crassa OR74A, 1149 nucleotides. RefSeq names its product ubiquitin-conjugating enzyme E2. The transcript is spliced from 4 exons. NCBI's taxonomy places the organism in Eukaryota, Fungi, Ascomycota, Sordariomycetes, Sordariales, Sordariaceae. Bases 263 to 733 code for a protein of 156 amino acids. The record is from RefSeq and is a predicted model, not a curated record.